UCAUUGCUGAUAGAUCACAUCGAGCUACAGCUCGGCAGCUGAACAUUGUUUCGACAGCGUUGUGUGAACAAUUUUUGUGACAUAGCGGCAUAAAAGCGCUGACAUCGCGUCUUUUUAAGCUAUAUUCAAUAUAGCUUAAAGCCCCACUAUCACUAACAAUGGCCGCAUAGAAGCAAAGUUUUUGGGCUCUGCCCAAUGUGUUCAAAAAUCCCAUUUAAAGAAAUUCGUGGAAAUCUGGUGCAUAUCACUCUUUUCUAAUCUGCAACUAACUCGUGAUUAAAUUUUUGGCCAUUCAUCAGAUAUUAUCGAAUACUCUGCUGUAUCGCAAUCGGCAAGCGUGAGAGCUAACGUUAACGCUUUGUAUGUUAUUUGUACGUAAGUUCAUCAUCACAGAAACAAUAAGUUAUUCAAAUUGAAGCAAUUAUUCAAGCGCAAACGACACUAACAUCAGGAAGGGAGGCAGCAAAAAUCGUCUCGUUUUUGCUGGAUCGAAGCGAUCCUACUGGUCGAUUUGGUGAGAAUCGCUCAUAGCGACCCCUCCAAAAACGACGAGGCUUGAUCGUAGACGAUCCGAGGGCAGAUAAAAACAGCAGGACGUAAAGAUAGAUAGCGAAACCUCGUUUAAAACGAACGGAGAAAAAUUGUUUAUCGUCCACUGACGUUUGGCACCGAUCAAAAUCGUGACAAUGAGCGGCAGCACCGGAUGUCCCUGGGGAAAACUGCCCAAACAGCAGGCAGCGUCUUUCGAUGAUGUGAUGAGCGAGGAGCUGGCGCGCGAGUUCCAGCGUGAGAAUUUAAUCUCUGCUUCAAUGAUACCAUUUGAAAAUCAAGUCCGUAGCUCUGACACUUCCGAUGACUCAGGCACCGGAGGCCUUGCGGUCGUUCCUAAUACUGAUGAUGAUCUCCUUUUGGCAAAGUUGCUACAGGAGCAAUUUGAUCAUGAAGCACAGGUGGAAAAAAAUCGUCACGAGGUUCUAGGCAUUUCAUUGGGGAGCGAUCGCGAUGGUUCGAAUGCACGGAAGCUCAAAAACGGUGAUUCCAUCGGCGAGGAAGAUAGUUCGAGUGACUCUGAGAUCGAGGACGUGGACCGUUUUGCAACACAAGCGCGCACGGACCCAGCUAUCGGGUUCCGUGGUUUUUCAAGAAACCAAGACGGUAUUAUGAAGACGAAGCACGAUGCCGAAAUGUGUGGCAGGCGACACGCUUGUAAGGUGAUGGAACUGACUUCGUCGAUUGCCACUGGGGACGGUUCCGGCUUCGACAUGAAGCUCAAUAAUAGCGUUUAUAACUCCCUUAGAGUCCAUUCGAAGAUGGAGGAACGUCGUGCUGCUCGUCUCCAUGACAAGAAGGAAAAAGCUACUGUCGAACAGAGUAUGGACGUAAAUACGCGGCUUCUCAUUUACAAACUGAUCAAUCGUCAGAUACUUGACGAAGUAAAUGGCUGUAUUUCUACCGGCAAAGAGUCGACCGUCUUCCAUGCAAGGGGUGGAUCUAACGAGGAGUUCAACGUUCCUGAAGAGUGCGCGAUAAAAGUAUUCAAAACAACCCUGAAUGAAUUCAAAAAUCGUUCGGACUAUAUCAAAGAGGACUUUCGAUUCAAGGACCGUUGCAAGCUCAACCCACGGAAGACUAUUCAUGUGUGGGCCGAAAAAGAGUUAAACAAUCUACAAAAAAUUCACCGUGCCGGGAUCAACUGUCCGCAGGCUAUCAUUCUCAAGAAACACGUGCUCGUAAUGACAUUUAUAGGAAGCGAAGGCAAGCCAGCUCCGAAGCUUCGUGACGCUCAUCUCAAUCGAGACCAACUUCGAGAAGCUUGGUAUCAAUGCUUUACCAUACUGAAAAGGCUUUAUAGUACGUGUAAACUGGUACACGCUGACCUGUCCGAAUAUAAUUUACUUUGGCACCUUGGCCACGUUUGGGUUAUCGAUGUAUCCCAAGCUGUGGACCAGUUUCAUCCUCAUGCUCUCGAAUUUCUUCUCCGUGACUGCACAAACAUUUCAGAGUUUUUCCGCAAACAGGGGCUUCCUGGCGUGCCGGCAGCGAAAGCCCUUUUCCGGGAUGUGUCUGGUCUACAAUUGCCCGGUGAGGGUGCCGAACUUCUUUCACAGAUUCGUAACUUCGUCCGAGAGGAGGAUCUGCUGAAACGAGAAAAUGAGCAAUUUUACGAUCAAAGUGACCGAUUUGAAAUCAUGUUUGGUCACGAAACUGCCCUCCUUAAUGUGGCUAAGUCAGAUACUGCUGCUGUUACGGAUUAAUGAAAUCGACAAUAACCCGAUAACAAUAGAAGCCCGAAUAUAACCAGAUUUCCAUUCGGACCCUUGAAGCAUGCCACUAGCAACAAGGUCUGCACACCAGAAACUUAGCUCAAGGUGUUCCAGCUGUCUUACUGCUUUAUAAUAGCUAAAUUUAUGUACAUGAAGACACUUGGAGCUGACCACUCGGGAUUGGGCUUUCAGUUUGAGAAUUUCGUAUUAGUAUGGAUCUUGAUGAAACUGGCAUACUGUUAUUCGACUUUAAUCAUUGAUCGAACAUAAAAAAACAUGUGUGAUACAGCUCCUAAUAAACAUUUGGAAGCUACUGUGAUCUUCACUAAAUUUAUUA
Varroa destructor (honeybee mite) is the source of this 2601-nucleotide messenger RNA. RefSeq names its product serine/threonine-protein kinase RIO3. Gene Ontology annotation, biological process: protein phosphorylation. Gene Ontology annotation, molecular function: ATP binding; protein serine/threonine kinase activity. The record is from RefSeq and is a predicted model, not a curated record. NCBI's taxonomy places the organism in Eukaryota, Metazoa, Arthropoda, Arachnida, Mesostigmata, Varroidae.